This is a messenger RNA of Erinaceus europaeus (western European hedgehog), 1037 nucleotides long. RefSeq names its product azurocidin 1 (gene AZU1). NCBI's taxonomy places the organism in Eukaryota, Metazoa, Chordata, Mammalia, Eulipotyphla, Erinaceidae. Gene Ontology annotation, molecular function: serine-type endopeptidase activity. The record is from RefSeq and is a predicted model, not a curated record. Gene Ontology annotation, biological process: proteolysis. The coding region runs from base 147 to 959 and encodes 270 amino acids. The transcript has 5 exons.
UCCUGGUACCACAGGAGAGUGUCAUGCAUGGCAGUGGGGAGCUCCAUGGGUGGUGGAGCAGAGCUGUGGAGUGUGGCUCUCUCUCUCAUCCCUUCUCUGUCUCUCUUUUAUUUUAUUUUCCCCGGAGCCCUGCUCAGCUCUGACUGAUGAUGGUGCUGUGGAUUGAGCCCAGGACCUCAGAGCCUCAGGAAGGAGUCUUUUUGCAGAAUCACUGUGCUGGCCCCCAGCCCUUAAGCUCGGCCACCCGUGCAGACAUCGUGGGGGGCAGGAAAGCAGGGCGCAGGCAGUUCCCCUUCCUGGCCUCCCUCCAGCGCGAGGGCCGGCACUUCUGCGGGGGUGCUCUGAUCCACCCGCGCUUCGUUCUGACCGCGGCCAGCUGCUUCGGGAGGGGGAACCCAGGCUCAGCCUCGGUUGUGCUGGGUGCCUAUAACCUGCGGCUGCGCCGGGAGCCCUCCCGCCAGAACUUCUCGGUGGCGGGCAUCAAUGAGCGGGACUACAACCCCCAGGAGAAUCUCAAUGACCUGCUGCUGCUGCAGCUGGAUCGAGAAGCCAACCUGACCGGUGGCCUGUCGCUGCUGCCGCUGCCCCCCCAGAAUGCCUCCCUGGAGGCCGGCACGGGCUGCCAGGUGGCUGGCUGGGGCACCCAGGGGCGACGCAGACACCUGUCCAGGAUACUCCGGGUCCUCAACGUCACUGUGACACCCGAGGGCCCGUGUCGCCCCGGAAACCUGUGCACCCAAGUCCCCUCUGGACGUGGUGGUAUCUGUCAGGGGGACGGGGGCACCCCCCUGGUCUGCAACGGCCUGGCCCAUGGUGUGGCCUCCUUCUCCCCGGAGCCCUGUGGCCGUGGCCCUGACUUCUACACCCCGGUGAGCAGCUUCCGGGACUGGAUUGACUCUGUGCUGAACCAGCCCUCUGGGGGCCCGGAAGCACCCGCCCAGCCGGUGGGGGCUCUGUGACAAAGUGCCCUCCUGCUCCUGUGUACCCCAUGUUACCUCCCCCCAUGCCUGGCCGCCACGUGCUUAAUAAAAAGCCAU